Penicillium macrosclerotiorum is the source of this 4056-nucleotide messenger RNA. Its product is annotated as acetyl-CoA synthetase-like protein. The transcript has a single exon. Gene Ontology annotation, cellular component: cytoplasm. Gene Ontology annotation, biological process: secondary metabolite biosynthetic process; amino acid activation for nonribosomal peptide biosynthetic process. Gene Ontology annotation, molecular function: catalytic activity; phosphopantetheine binding. The record is from RefSeq and is a predicted model, not a curated record. Bases 1 to 4056 code for a protein of 1351 amino acids. NCBI's taxonomy places the organism in Eukaryota, Fungi, Ascomycota, Eurotiomycetes, Eurotiales, Aspergillaceae.
AUGUCGGCAGAGGGUUGGGAAAUCCCGCGCCGAAUCGAUGGAUUUCAGGGUCAAGAUACAGUUGAAAUAUUGCGGAUCACUCUGGAAUCUUGGGUUACACAGGCUGUCGAACAGUUCAAAGGCAGCAAGGGGAUCCUGAAGAUAGGUGGCCUGACCGAUAAAUUGAAUGAUGCGCCUGAAGUGAAGAUGCAGCUGGAUGGGGAGAUCCACCAUGUGCUAAGCAAUUUGCGAGGAGAACAGUUUCGCCAGGUGGUGAAAAAGCACGACGAAGCCACUCGUGCAUUUGCAGCUUACUUGAUGUUGGAUGGCUGCCCCGGAACUGGCAGUUCAGAGACGCUGCUUAUUCUGCGGUUUCUGGAAAUGAUUGAAUCUCGGGCACUGGAGGAGGGCACUAAGAGCUUGUGCCAGGAGGACUGCGUACCACUCCUCGAAAUCCAUUGCCAAGUUGUCGCAGAAGGGCUGGAAUUGCAUGUCAUGUCACCUCCUCAUGCUACAGCCAAAGCAUUUGUGCAGGAUCUGAAUUUGCGAAUCCAACAGUCCAUUUCCAACCUACCUCUCGCAAGCGUGCCGGUGGAGACUACGCCUGCUGCGUCAGAGAGUGAGCUCAAGGCGAUCUGGGCCUGGAAUGCCACGGUACCUGCAGUGGUGCAGACCUGCGUGCACCAUAUCAUCGCGGAGCAAGCCCGACUACAGCCACAUGCACCCGCAGUCUCGGGCUGGGAUGGCGAGUUGGACUAUGAAGAGCUAGACCAGAUAUCCACUCGAUUAGCCCACCACUUAGUGCAGCUCGGUGCUGGGCCGGAUGAUAUCAUCCCACUCUGUUUUGAGAAAUCCAAAUGGAUGAUUGUGGCUAUUUUGGCCGUCAUGAAAUCAGGGGCAGUCAUCGCCGCCCUGGACGCAACCCAGCCUGUGGAUCGUCUACAGACCAUUGUGAAGCAACUACAGCCGCGCUGGAUGAUUGCAUCGUCCGCUCAGGUUGAAGUGGCCACUUACCUAGGUAUCAGUAAUGUUAUAACUCUCGACGAAAGCCAAAUACAGCAAUUUCCGGACUUCAAAGACAGAGACCUUCCAACUGUUGACCCAUCCAGUAACCUCUACGUUGUUUUCACGUCCGGCAGCACUGGAACUCCCAAGGGAGUCAUGAUCAAUCAUGCCAAUUUUAGUAGCGCCAUCGCCUACCAGCAUGAUGCACUAGGGAUUAAUAAUACGGCCCGAGUUCUCGACUUCGCAUCAUACGCCUUUGACCUGGCCUGGGGAAAUAUCAUACAUACCUUGGCUGCGGGGGGUUGCCUCUGCAUCCCGUCUGAAAGUGAGCGCCGUGGAAACAUCACUGGGGCAAUCCGUAGACUUGGGGUAAAUCAUCUCCAGCUGACCCCUAGCGUUGCUCGCCUAAUUGAUCCUCGAGAUAUUCCCGGUUUGAGAUUAAUUCUGUUGAUUGGAGAGCCAAUGACCCAGGCCGAUGUUGCUCAAUGGACGCCAUACUCCAAGCUGAUCAAUUCCUAUGGCCCAGCCGAGUGCACGGUGGCGGUGACUUUCCAGACAAUCCUCCAUGGCAAAGCCUGGGACUUGAGUAUGGGGAAAGGCGUCGCUUGCAAUACCUGGAUAGUUGAUGAGAUCCAUGGGAAGAGACUAGUGCCCCUUGGCCACACAGGAGAGCUGUGGCUGGAGGGGCCGCUGGUCGGACAAGGGUAUCUGGGAGACUCCAAGAAGACUGCAGCAAGUUUUGUGGACGAUCCUGACUGGUUGAUGAAGGGAAUACCCGGUGUCCUAGGACGCCGAGGUCGGCUAUACAAAACUGGGGAUCUCGUGCGAUAUAACCGGGACGGCUCGUUGAUCUAUGUUGCUCGCAAGGAUACACAGGUCAAGAUCCGGGGCCAGCGUGUAGAGCUAGGCGACGUGGAAUACCACCUGAAGCUUGCACUACCCGACAGGAUUGUAUCAGUUGCAGCUGAAGCCUUCACCCCACGGGGUAGCAGUAGUACCAUCUUGGUCGCAUACCUAGCUCUCGGCGAAGUAGCAAACGGCUCCAUGGAGAGCACCCGGGAGUGUCUUGCCAGUUGUCUGGAUGGGGUGGAAGAAUACCUGACCGAGCAACUCCCUCGGUACAUGGUGCCCAGCAUGUAUCUUGCAAUCCCCCAGAUCCCUAUGACUACCACAGGAAAGAUAGACCGGGUACGUCUGCGUGAGAUCGGGUCUUCGUUAACCCUAGAUCAGCUGGCAGAAUUGCAGCCCUCGCGAGCAGCGGAGAAUAAGGCUCCUCAGACCGAGAUGGAGUACAGGCUUCAAAAGCUCUGGGCAACGACGCUAAAUAUAAGGCCUGACAGCAUAGGCUUAGGGGAUAGUUUCCUCCGGAUUGGCGGCGAAUCGAUGGCAGCAAUCCGUCUGGUGCAGCUCGCCCGGAAAGAGGGAAUCCUGCUGACGGUAGCCGAUAUUUUUAAUCAACCACGCCUCAGCGAGAUGGCGCAGGCAGCCCAGGAAGAACAAGCUUUGGCUGUGCCGACAGUUCCUCAUUUUUCCCUGCUUCGCCGCAGAUGGGAAGGGGAAACAGAUGAUGCCCGUGCUCUGGCUGCAGCCAAAUGCGGGGUUUCGGCACAAUCCAUCGAAGAUCUCUUGCCCUGUACACCACUCCAGGAAGGUCUUUUGGCCCUGACUGCCAAACGAGACGAAGAGUAUGUCCACCAAAUUGUAUCCAAGCUCCCAGACAAUGUGAAUUUGGUGCGCUUCAGGACUGCCUUGGCUGAGGUGAUUCAUGAAGUUGCGAUCCUGCGAACUAGGAUUGUAGACCUGCCCAAUGCUGGGCUUAUGCAAGUUGUGAUCACAGACCAGCCAAAAUGGACCGCGGGCAGCGAUCUCGGUCAAUUCUUGGAGUUAGAGAAGGGAAAGAGUAUGGGUCUAGGGACGCCCUUAACCCGGUUUGGCCUGGUAUUAGAUCCGGCGGACGGCCACGUCCAUUUCGUCUGGACAAUCCAUCAUGCAUUGUAUGAUGGUUGGUCACUGCCACUCAUUUUAGAACGGAUUGAAGCCAUCUAUACAGGUGGCAGCUCCGAUAAGCUCCCCUCGUUUGCCGGAUUUGUGAAAUUUCUGGCCGAUUGUACGGUAGAGGACGCUCAUACUUAUUGGCAAUCUCAAUUAGAUGGCAUCCAGGCCGCGGUCUUUCCAGCCUUACCCUUCCAAGGGUACCAGCCCCAAUGCCAAAAUUUGCUCCAACACCAUAUGGCAAAUUUAUUCUGGCCCGGAAAUGAUAUUACUGCCUCCACUGCCGUCCGAACCGCAUGGGCUAUUCUCAUAGCCCGCUAUACCCUGUCUCCAGAUGUUGUCUUUGGAGCCACGGUAUCUGGACGACAAGCACCAGUCCCAUAUAUUGAACGCAUGGCUGGUCCGACAAUUGCCACUGUUCCGAUUCGAGUGAAUGUGCAGGCAGAGAUCACCGUCGCUAGUUUGAUGCAGAGUAUUCAAGCACAGGCGGUGGCUAUGAUUCCGUAUGAGCAGACAGGAUUAAAGCAGAUUCGGCGGAUCAAUUUAGAUACAGAGCAGGCGACGCAGUUUCAGUCCUUGUUGGUUGUGCAACCACCGAGUCAGCAAUCACCUUUGCAGCCAGAUCAGCAUUUACUCAAAGUGGAUCUGGGUGCUGGAGACGAAUUCCGUAAUAUCAACACCUACGCGGUUAUGUUGGAGUGCCGUCUCGGGACCCACGAUAUGCACCUUCGGAUGAGUUAUGACCGCCAGGCGAUUGAGACAGAACAGGCUGAGAGAAUAGUCAGGCAGUUUGAAGGGGUACUUCGCCAGGUCUGCAGUGAAGGGCAUGCCCAGGAGUUGGUGCGCACCGUCACGACAGCUAGUCAACACGACCUGGCGCAGAUCUGGGCCUGGAAUGCAAGGGUGCCGCAGAACAUUGAGGGCUGUGUCCAUGAUCUCGUUACAGAACGCAGCCAGCAACAGCCCGAUGCCCUAGCCAUUGAUGCGUGGGAUGGACGGCUGAGCUAUCGGGAAUUAGAUGUCCUCUCUAGCCAACUGGCCGUCUCCCUCUUGCAACGGGGGCGGGCCAGAACUCGGUGA